This is a messenger RNA of Ascochyta rabiei, 825 nucleotides long. Its product is annotated as ADP-ribose 1''-phosphate phosphatase. The coding region runs from base 1 to 825 and encodes 274 amino acids. The transcript has a single exon. Gene Ontology annotation, biological process: peptidyl-glutamate ADP-deribosylation. Lineage: Eukaryota; Fungi; Ascomycota; Dothideomycetes; Pleosporales; Didymellaceae. The record is from RefSeq and is a predicted model, not a curated record.
AUGCUGCAUGGCCAUCGUGUUGCUCUCCAGCCCGAGUUCCCCGGUCUCGACGACGACUACAUAGCAGCAGUUUUCCGUCGCCAUCAAAGUCACCAAAACAUCAUCAUGUCGUCUCUGCGUGACACAAGCAUCCAACUUGACUCGGAGCCAGCUGGUGCAAGCAAAGCCAAAAGAAUGGCUGCAGACUCGCCGCCUCCAGCCAAGAAAUUCAAGGCCACCACCGAACACAGCUCCCAGCACCUGGACUACACGCACGUCCCUGCUGGCAAGUUGGAAGUGUCAGACACGGCCAAGAACAGUCCAGGUGCACAUCAACAGCCACUACAACUCUCCUACCAUACCGGCGACCUGUUCGCAGAUGCCCCGAGAGGCUCGGUGCUGGUCCAUGCAUGCAACACGCAAGGCCACUGGGGCGCUGGCAUUGCAAAAGCCUUCAAGAACAUCUACCCGCAAGCACAUGCUGACCACAACCAAUUCUGCACCAAAGGUCACACAAAGGCGCGCCCGGUACCAACAGGAACAGCACAGCUUCUGGCGCCGCGCGAUGGAGAUGCGCAGCACUGGAUUGGCUGCCUCUUCACGAGCGCAAAGUACGGCAAGGGCAAGGACAAGCCGGACGUGAUUGUUCGCCACACAAUCGAAUCUAUGCAGAUGCUGCUGGAGCUGAUCAGCCAGGUGAAGGAUGAGAUCACAGAGGUGCGCAUUUGCAAGAUCAACAGCGGCAAGUUUGGCGUUGCUUGGGAGAGGACGGAGGAAGCCUUGGGGAGCAUUGUCUUGAAGUCAGGGUGGCGUGCGAGGAUUGAGGUUUGGGAGCCGGCAGAGUGA